Messenger RNA from Microplitis mediator, 4042 nucleotides. It is a transcript of the gene Sec24AB, whose product is annotated as protein transport protein Sec24A. Gene Ontology annotation, molecular function: SNARE binding; zinc ion binding. The record is from RefSeq and is a predicted model, not a curated record. The transcript has 16 exons. Gene Ontology annotation, cellular component: COPII vesicle coat; endoplasmic reticulum exit site. Bases 312 to 3929 code for a protein of 1205 amino acids. Gene Ontology annotation, biological process: COPII-coated vesicle cargo loading; endoplasmic reticulum to Golgi vesicle-mediated transport; intracellular protein transport. NCBI's taxonomy places the organism in Eukaryota, Metazoa, Arthropoda, Insecta, Hymenoptera, Braconidae.
GUCUUGCUGUCUACAGAUGUCUGUGUCUGCUGUCCAUGUCUGUCUGUGCAAUAUUAUAGGUUGCCAGCGCUAUAACAUUUAACAUUCUCAUAUACAUACAUAUAUAUUUAUAUUUUAUUCCAAAAAAAUUUAUUAUUAUUCAUACAUUUGAUUGAUCAUCAUGAAAAGAUAUGUUUAAUUUUGCUAAAGUCCAAUCCUAACACUCAUUGAAAAAUAUAUAAUAAUCAACGUUACUAUACGUCACUAUUACUAUCAAUAAAAAUAAUAAAGAAUUUAUUAUAAAUUUAUUUGGGAAAUUAUUAAAAUUCAAAAUGUCACUAAAUAAUUAUCAGCCACUAAAUAUUGAUAGUAGUGAUGCGUUAAAAAGUGGAUCAUCAUCGAUAAUAAAUGGUCAAUCAACGAUCCAACACAAUCAAAAUGGUAGUCAACAAAUUUAUAAUUCCACUGGUACACCAUCAUCGCAAUCGUCACGUGAAACAUCAAGAGAUCCAUCUCCGACCCAAUAUCUUCACAAUCAAUAUCGCCCUCAAUUAACAAGACCACCAAUGCCACCCAUAAAUGGCCAGCAGACUAACGAAUCAUCUGGAUCAGUUCAACCAAAUCCUUUUCAAACUCAGCUACCGAGAUAUCCACCAGGUGUUAUUAGACCUCUAGAUCCACGGCAACAGCCACAGCAUCAGCAGCAAUUAUUAAAUCCUGGAACAAAAUUAAUUAAAGACCAGCCACAAAUUAAUGAUCAGAGACAUCAGACACCAGUUAAUGCAAAUCAACCUAGCCAUUUAAAUGUUCUUCCAUAUUCUAGUGUCAAUCAGCAACAUCUACUCCAACAACCACCCCCACCACCACAACAACAGCAACAACUAAAUAAUAGUCCUGGCCAAAAUAAUCAAAUUAAUCCUCUGCAAUACUCGAGACCAUUAAAUUCAAAUCCUACACCAAAUUUAUUUAAUAAAAAUCAAGGCCAGACUUUACAAACUGUACCAUCAGUCCCACUAUCGAAUCAACAAUUUAAUAGAGAGGUUUUUACUAAUAUUAAUAGUAAUGUCAAUCCAAGUUUAUCUAUUGGACAGACACAUCCAACACUGCCAAGUGCUCAAUUUAUUAAUAAUCAACAACAGCAGCAGCCUCCAAUUCAGAAACAGCAGCCUCUGAUACAGCAACAGCCGCCUCCAAUUCAAAAGCAACCACCGCCGAUACAAACGCAGCCGCCUCUGAUUCAAAAACAGCCGCCUCCGAUUCAACAGCAGCCACCUCCGAUUCAACAGCAGCAGUUAAAUUUUAUCAAUCAACCACAAAUGGAUCCUAGAUUACCGCCAGUUAGUGCUAAUGCUAAUACGCCGGUCUAUCCAACUCAAAAUUAUGCUCACAAUCAACAAAAUUUAACUAGUCAGAAGAGGUAUCCACCAGCUAAUUUCAAUGCAGUACCGAAUCCUGCUAGUGGGGUUACGAAUGCUAUUAAUGAUAACAUGGGAUCAAGGAUUAGUGGACCACCACUUCCUGGACAACAGCCAAGUCCUUACGAUAACAGGCAGCCUUACUACGGUCAAAUGUCAAAUGUACCCUUGGACAGUAUGUCAAAAAGAUAUCCAAAUCAAAUUGCCGGCGUUAAUAACUAUCAAAAUGACAUUAAUCAGCUAAAUACUCAAAUGGGGAGAAUGGAUGUUUUAAAUUCUGGUUUCAAUGCAAUGUGGAAUCAACACUCAAUUGAUUUACUCCAGAACAGAAAUAUUUUACCAGCUGAAAAAAUUGAAGCUCCUAAAAUAAAAUUACAACAAGAAGAACUAGAAUCCGUAAACUGUAGUCCUGAUAUUUUCCGAUGUACGUUGACUAAAAUUCCAGAAAACGACAAAUUAUUAAAGAAAACACGAUUACCACUAGGAAUUUUAAUUCAUCCAUUUAAAGAUUUAAAUCAUUUACCGUUGAUACAAUGCAGUACGAUAGUACGUUGUCGUGCAUGUCGCACUUAUAUUAAUCCUUAUGUAUAUUUUAUUGAUCCGAAACGAUGGAAAUGUAAUUUAUGUUACCGCGCAAAUGAACUUCCCGACGAUUUUCAAUUUGAUCCAGUAUCAAAAUCCUACGGCGAUCCAACAAGGAGACCGGAAGUAAAAACAAGCACAAUUGAAUUUAUAGCACCCAGCGAAUAUAUGCUCCGUCCACCUCAACCAGCAGUAUAUUUAUUUAUAUUGGACGUAUCAAGAUUGGCCGUUGAAAGCGGUUACUUAUCAAUAGUCUGUAAUACUAUAAGCGAAGAAUUGUCAAAAUUACCUGGUGACAGUCGCAUGCAAGUUGGUUUCCUUGCCAUCGAUUCGGCUGUGCAUUUUUUCAGUAUGCCUGACAAUGUAUCUCAGCCGCAUGAAUUGAUUAUGCUUGACGUUGAUGAUGUUUUCUUACCGUGCCCAGAUAAUUUAGUUGUUAAUUUAAAAGAACGUGAAGAAUUGGUGCGUGAUUUAUUAAGCCAAUUGCCUAGUAAAUUUAACGGUACUCUUGAUAAUAAUAAUGCAUUAGGUGCUGGUUUACAAGCUGCUUUCAAAUUAAUGUCUGCUACUGGUGGACGCGUAAGUGUAUUCCAAACAUGUUUACCAAAUGUCGGGCCUGGUUCAUUACAAUCACGUGAAGACCCAAAUACACGUGCUAAUAAAGAUGUACCAUAUUUAAAUCCCGCAACAGAUUUUUAUAAACGUCUUGCAUUAGACUGCAGUGGUCAACAAAUAGCCGUCGAUUUAUUUUUACUAAAUGGUCAAUACUGUGAUUUAGCGACUCUAUCUGGAAUAUGUAAAUUUUCUGGUGGUUGUAUGCAUCAUUUGCCAUUAUUCCGUAUAAAUAAACCACAAUGUAGAGAAACACUUGAUCGUAUAUUACGACGUUACUUGACACGCAAAAUUGGAUUUGAAGCAGUUAUGAGAAUACGUUGUACACGUGGUUUAAGUAUUCAUACGUUCCAUGGUAAUUUCUUCGUUAGAUCAACAGAUCUAUUGAGUUUACCAAACGUUAACCCAGACGCUGGUUUUGGUAUGCAAGUUGCUAUUGAAGAAAAUUUAUGUGAUGUACAGUCUGUUUGUUUCCAAGCUGCUUUACUUUAUACAUCCAGCAAAGGUGAAAGACGUAUUAGAGUUCAUACACUUUGUUUACCAGUAUCAUCUAGCUUAUCAGAUAUUUUAUAUUCUGCUGACCAACAAUGUAUUAUUGGACUUGUAUCGAAAAUGGCUGUUGAUCGAUCACAACAGACAUCAUUAUCAGAUGCACGUGAUGCAUUAAUAAAUGUUGCAAUAGACGCUUUAUCAGCCUUCAGAUUAGCACAGCCAUCAAGUACCGGUGGUUUAAUGGCACCACUCAACUUAAAACUAUUACCUCUUUACAUCGUAGCCUUAUUAAAAAGCAUGGCCUUCAGAACCGGCACAAGUACACGAUUAGACGAUCGAAUAUUUACAAUGUGUCAAAUGAAAUCAUUACCAUUGUCACAAUUAAUGCUAAUGGUUUAUCCAGAUUUAUAUCCGAUUCAUAAUCUGGAUGAUAAUAAUGGAAAAGAAAUUGAUGGUAGAUUGUGUCCGCAACCGCCGCGUUUACAUUUGACCGCUGAGAAACUUGAUUUUCGCGGUGCAUUUUUGAUGGAUGCGGGUGAUAAAAUAUAUAUUUAUAUUGGUAAAAAUAUUGAUCCACUGUUUUGCACUAACGUACUUGGUGUAUCAUGUUAUGCAGCCAUUCCUGAAGAAAUGUAUGAUUUACCAGAAUUAGAUACAAUGGAAAAUGAACGAUUGAGAUUGUUCUUAUUUAGUUUACAAGAAGAGAAACCAUACUAUGCAUCUGUACAAAUUAUACGAGAUGACAGCCACUUCAAAAACCUAUUUAUCGAGCACCUAAUCGAAGAUCGUUCAGAAGCCGCAUUGAGUUACUACGAAUUCCUACAACACCUCAAAACGCAGAUUAAGUAAUUACUAAACAAAUAAAACAUUAUUUAUUUAAUUUACUAAUUAAUCAAUAAAUAAAAAUAAAAUAUAAACAUCGCCAGAUAAUUAAUUCAAGUAAUAGAUAAUUCAAAUAUUAA